UAUAUAUUUUUAUACAUUUGAUUUUAGAAAAAUAUAACCUGGAUCACUGGAAUAUUUUGGUUUCUCAUUGAGCCAUUUUUAUUCGGACUUAUAGGAGCCGAAGUCACAAUAGAAAGCUUACAAACUGAUCUAGGUUAUGGAAUAUUAAGCCUUCUCUUGGGAAUAUUUAUCCGAGUUGUGACCACAGUAGUUGCAAUGCAAUGUUCACCGUUAAAUUUAAGAGAAGUCAUUUUUGUCUCUACUUCUUGGCUCUCAAAAGCAACAGUGCAGGCUGCUGUUGGAUCACAAGCAUUAGAUUAUUCAAGAACAUAUAAUAAAGGAACUGAAUUUGAAACACACGGAAAGCAGGUUUUGAUGAUGUCAGUUAUUUCCAUUAUACUAACCGCGCCACUUGGAGCAGCGCUUAUGAAUGGUCUUGGUCCUUAUUUGCUGAAGAAAGACGGUAGUGUUGAAAACCAGCCAAUGGAGUCUGAUGACGAAGAAAGCAGUCCUGUGAAUGAAAGGAGAUAUACUGGUUACAGUUCCUGUUCAUGGACUAGUACAGAAAACUACUCCUUUUCAAACAGCGAACGAGAUUUUUCUGCUAGCGUUCUUAAAAGUCCACGAAAAUUAGAACAACACAAAGCACAAAAUUUGUUAAAAGGAAACUUUUAGAAGCAAAUCAAAACAAAUCUUGAGAUCCACACUGAAAGUUUAACAGUUAUAUACUAAAUAAAAAAGAGCGAGUUUUUCAUCAAAAUUUUUUAUAAGAAUGCCAUACCUCAAUUUUUUUCCUGAAUCUUAUGAGUGUAUUAUAAUUUGCAUUAGUUUCUUGUAAAUAACAGCAAUAAAUGCAUUUUACUGAAACCUG
Molecule: messenger RNA, 850 nt
Organism: Stegodyphus dumicola
Lineage: Eukaryota; Metazoa; Arthropoda; Arachnida; Araneae; Eresidae
Product: sodium/hydrogen exchanger 9B2-like
Biological process (GO): proton transmembrane transport
Cellular component (GO): membrane
Molecular function (GO): antiporter activity
Source: RefSeq, a predicted model, not a curated record